This is a messenger RNA of Acanthamoeba castellanii str. Neff, 2793 nucleotides long. RefSeq lists its product as uncharacterized. The transcript has 4 exons. Lineage: Eukaryota; Discosea; Longamoebia; Acanthamoebidae. The record is from RefSeq and is a predicted model, not a curated record. Bases 1 to 2793 code for a protein of 930 amino acids.
AUGUCCGCAGCCAGCACGACCAGCCUCCCUUCAACAGCGGUCCCCACGUCGCCGGCGCCGUUCGAGGCCUUCCUGACGUCCCUUGGGGCCGGCCGUUCUGCGAACAGAGCCGCGGCAGCCACCACCACAUCUGCGUCACCGGCAUCACCAUCGACGACUUCAUCAUCGACCAAGAUGGCAGCCGUCGCAGUCAACGCCCAGUCCACCCUGUCAGAUGGCGUUUCUUCUACACCGCUGCCGACUCCAUCUUCUUCCUCCCCGACCCAGCACCACAUCUCCACUCCCUCUUCCACGAACCCAGCCCCGGCCCUCGCCUCCUCGUCUUCAUCAUCCUCUACCUUGCCGGCCUCAGCCGCCGCUACUUCCGGUGUCACCGCCAGCGCCGCCGGCAGUGGUGCCACGGAGAAGGCCGGGGAAGGUCGGACGAGUUCUCCCCUCGUCGAGGGCACGAAUCCCGCCGCCGCCAAUUCAACAACGGCCGCCGCUACACGACAUGAAGAUGACGUGAAGAUGAACGUCGUCGAUGAGGUGACGGGCUUGCUGCUACUGAGCACGACUGCUACGAGUAGCGGGACGGGCGCGGGUCAGACGCCGUCGCCGCCCCCUCAGCAGCAGCAGCAGCAGCCGCCGUUCGACGUGACGAGUAGCAGCGGUCGCGAGGCGCUACUCCUCCGGUUCCUUCAGCUUCUGCCGAGCACGCUCGACCUCCAGCAGCCGCUCAACCAGCCGUCGCCCACCAUGAACGGCACCAGCAGUGCGAGCGAGGCGGAGACGACCAGCAGGGCCUGCCAGCAGCUCGUGUCGGAGGUGGUGACGGCCCUGCGGCUGUGGGUCAUGCAGCAGCCCCUCACCCUGGGCCGACCGCUGGGCGACGACAACCCGUCGCUCUUCGCCCUCCUGCGUCCGCAGCUGCGUCAGCUCCACUGGUGGCGAGCGCCGCAGGGUCACGCCGUCGCAUCUACGUCUUCUUCGUCGGUGGCGCCCCCGCACUACCCCACCUCGGCUGCCUCGCCUCCGCCAGAGCCGCCCGUCGGGGACGACCUGCUCGCCUUGGCGUGGGGCAACCGAGCCUGGCAGCCCCCGGUGGCGGCCAGCCCCGCUGCCGCGGCUGUCGGGCAGCACAAGACCGAGGAGGGCUCGCCGACCCUCUCCUCGCCGGGUCUCGCCACCUCGCCCGCCCGCGGACUCACCGUGCCGCUGGUCAAGGUCGAGCAGCACAACAACGUCGGCGUCGCUGCCCACCCGGGUGGUGCCAACAACGGCGCCUUCGCCCGAGCGCAGCACCACCCCGCCGGCCCGACUGGCGCGGUGAUCGGCACGAUCAAGGUGCCCGGGCCGAUGCCGGUGGCGGGUCCGACCAACAGCAACGAGGGCUUCGAGUUCAACGAGAACGACAGCGCGGCCCCGCACAGCAGCGCCGUCGCCGUGCUUAGCAAGCGGCGUCGCAGCAUGGACGCCUCAUUCGAGGCGGCCGGCGGUCACCUGCUGGGCCGUCCGCCCGUCCGAGACCAGGCCCUGCGCAAGCGUCGGAAGAGCGUCAUCGACCGCACGACGACCGGCAGCGUGCGCUCGGAGGAGACCACCACCGCGCCCGCGCCGCGCGAAAUGCGCAAGCGCAAGGCCUCUCUGCCGCCGUCGACCGCGCCCAACCCCAACGGCGCCGGCCUCGGCGACGACGGCUCGCUCUCGCCCAAGAAGACCAAGUUUGACGAUGAGGACUACAUCGACACGGGCCGGGAGUCGGGCGGCGGCGACAAGGACAAGGAGGGCCAGCGCGACGUGGCCGACUCAGCCACGCCGAUCCGCGGCAUCCGGGGCCGAGGCAGGGGCCGAGGCACGCGGGGCAUGAAGGCGCGCGGUGGCCGGGGUGGACGCAGUGGCGGCAACAGCAGCGCGCACAGCGAGAAGGACCUUGACGGCGUGCCCAAGACCAAGGCAAGAAAGCCGGAGAGUUGUCACAGGUGCAAGAACAAGAAGGAGUUUUGGGUGGGCUGCCCGCUUGUUGCCUCGCACAAGUACUGUCGCGGCUGCGUCGUCCGACACUUCAGCAUCGACUACGAUGACUUCAGGGCGAACCCGGAGAACUAUUGGACCGACGGCUGCCCGAUCUGCCACCUGACGUGUCCGUGCAUCGGCUGCGUGCGGAAGAAGAAGAACGGACAGAGCGGCGGAGCGGAGGACGACAAGGUCGACAUUGAGAAGGACGAGGACGACGAGGUCGGCGAUCCCGACGAGGACGAGGACGACGAUGGCGCCGACGGCUACGAUGAAGAGGGCGAUGGCGACGAGGAAGACGACGUGCACGUCGACGUAGACAACGACGACGACGACGACGAGGACGAGAUGAGCGAGGAGCGGAGCGCCGAGAGCCUGAUCGAGGUGAGGUGGUCGGCCCUCAAGCGACAGCUCGACGUCAAGGACGCGGCCGCAGCGGCCGACAGCACCGGCACCGGCCAGCACCUGCCGGUCAAGAAACGCAUGAGCCGCAUGCGCUCCAACUCGUUCGCCAACGGCGGCGGCCCCUCGUCGCGCAGCGGGUCGUCGUCGUCAUCGUCGUCGUUCCUCGACGAGCCCUACACGCCGCAGCAGACCCACCAGCAGCCGCCGCGAAAGCGCGCUCCGCGGCUCCGCUCCUAUUCGACGUCGCACUGCGAGCCCAAGCCCUCGGCCGUCGCGGCCAUGAACCCGGAGGACUACCUCGGUCGCACGGGAGCCGGUAACGUCCUGGCCGCGCGAUACAGCUCGCCCAUGCGCCGCGGCUCGCGCGGCUUCAACUCCCGGGCCAACCACUAG